AUGAGUACUGAAAACGUAUCGCCUGUCCUAAAUCUAGAAAAAUGUACUGUAAUUUUACUCGAUGUUGCCGGCACCACCACAUCACAUAGCUACGUAAAGGAUACCCUUCUGACAUUUGUGUCCAAACAAGCUGAAGAGUAUCUGAAGACCAACUGGGAUGAAAGUUCUGUCAAAGAGGCAGUCAAAGCUCUGAAAGAUGAUUCUCUUGAUCUUGCCGCCGCAAGCUCUCUAGUCAAGGAGCUCUCUGAGAAAAACGACGAAAAUGUGGGACUGAAAACCAUUCAAGGGCUGAUCUACAAGAGCGGAUAUGACAGCGGUGAUCUCAAAGCACACGUUUUCUCCGAUGUCCCCUCUUGCCUUGAGUCGUGGGCAAAAACCCGCAAAAUCGCCAUUUUCUCUACCGGCAGUGUGGAAUCUCAAAAACUGCUGUUCUCACACACUACAGAGGGUGACAUAUCAGCACAUAUCUCCAGUUAUUUCGACCAAACCGUCGGCAAAAAGACGGAAGCCAGCAGCUAUGAAAAAAUCGCCAAGGAAUUGGAGGUCAAGCCAGAAGAAAUCUUGUUUGUCACUGAUCUAGUUGCAGAGGCGGAAGCGGCUAAAUCCGCAGGAUUGUUGACAGCCAUCAUUGCCCGAGAAGGCAACGAAAAGUUGCCGGAAGACGCCGCUAAGGAAUAUCCCGUCUUCAAGAGCUUCGAAGAUUUCGUUUUCGAAAAAGCGGCCAAACGCAAAAACGAAGAGGCCGCCGCCACAGAGGAGCAACCUCCCUCGAAAGUCGCUAAGACUGAAGAAGUGAAACCAGCCAAAGAAGAGCCUGCAGAGGAAAAACCAUCAGAAGAGGCCAAACCAGCAGAAAAAUCUGCUGAGGCAGCACCAUCUGUGGAGCAAAUCGAGGAUGAAGCUAUGGAGGUUGACGCCCACGAAAAAACUGAAGAGAAAGUGGCUCAACCAGCUACGUCAGAGAAGGCCGUUGAACCGACAAAAGAACCAGUACCAGAAACCACUGCUAAACCUGCUGAGCAAACCGAAACUGAAAAACCGACUAAAACUGUAUCAGCCCCUGAAAAGACUGAAGAAAAGCAAGCUGAAUCCAAGACUGAAGAGAAAAUAGAAAAACCACAGACUGAAGCCAAACCAGAAGUAGAAUCCACAAUGGAAUGUGACGAAGUUGCAGAAAAAAUCGAGAAAAAUGUCGAAAAAGUUGAAGAAAAAACGGAAGUAAAAAAAGUUGAGGAAACAGACAAAGAAAAACCAAAAGAAGCUAGCAAAUCUGCAGAAAACAAAGAAACUGUUGUUGAAGAAGACAAAAUCUGUGAUAAACCAGUAGAAGAAAAGAAAGUAGAAGUUGAAACAAAAACAGUAGAAGAUAAAGUAACUGAAAACAAAGAAAAAACGAUAGAGGUAGCUUCUGAACCAACUGAGACAAAUUCCAAGAGCCAGGAAGAAAACAAAACAGAAGCUGCCAAAGUAGAGGACACCAAACCAGAAAUAGAAGAAAAGAAAGCUGAAGAAACUAAACCAGAAGCUGCUAAAGCAGAAGAACCCAAACCAGAAGCUGCUGAAGUAAAAGAAGCUAAACCAGAAGAUGCUAAAUUAGAAGAAGUUAAACCAUCAGAAGCUGCAAAAAAAGAAGAAACCAAACCCGAAAAAGAAACCUCAACUGUUGAAAAAAGUAAACCCGUUGAGGAAAGUAAGACAGCACCAGCAGAAAAUGGAACAGAGAAAACAGAGAAUGGUACUUCAGAAGAAGAGACGAAGGUAGUCGAGAAGGAGAAGGAGAACAAAAGCGAGAUGGCGAAUGGCAUCGAGAAAGAAACGACCAAUGGCGUCGCCGAUGAAGAAAAACAGAACGGUGAAAAGGAAGAAUCGUCCAGCAAUGUAGAAGAAAUCAAAGCGAAGAAAAUGGAAGAGCCUUCUGCCGAAAGUGCUCCCCCUGUAAGUGUGGAGGUUUAA
Messenger RNA from Phaedon cochleariae (mustard beetle), 1953 nucleotides. Lineage: Eukaryota; Metazoa; Arthropoda; Insecta; Coleoptera; Chrysomelidae. The record is from the annotation of a GenBank genome assembly.